AAAUUGAUGCUGGAGGUGCUGUAGGAGAGCUUUGUGAAUGCCCUGGACUGACAAAACAAGUGUUUCUUCUAUCAAAUCAAGCCAGAACUUUCCCUGGACACAACAAUGUCAAAACUGAAUCUUUAAUAUCUCAGGCAAAUCAUGAGAAUGCAGGACUCACUGGAGGAACAGUAAUGCUAGGGAAAGAGGAAGGUAGAAGAAGACCAAAUAUGAGAUGGAUUGGUUGCAUAAUGGAAGCCACAAUCUUGAAUUUGAAGAACUGAGUAGGGCUGUGAAGGACAGGACAUUUUGGAGGGGGCAUUCACUCAUAUGGUCCCCAUAAGUCAGACAUGAUUUGACAGCACAUAACAAAAACUGUCAGACUAAAAGCGAAUAUCUAUUCCAGUAAUAUAGACAUCAUUUUUGUUUGCAAACUGGCAAGAGGUACUUGGACUUGGCUCCGUGUCACUUGCAUGUGUUAUGUGCUCUCCUGAGUAAACUGGCCCCAGAGAUAGCUUUGGGAAGUUGCUUCAUGUUGUAUUGUUCUACUUAUGAGUUUCAGGAACUGGAAUUAAUGCAGGCUUGUCAAUAUGCAGAUCAUGUACUGUAGUUUCAAUUGACCACAUUCUAAUGCUUCAUAUAUCUUUUAUCCACUAUUUUGAAGUGGGAAGGAAAUGAAGACAGCUGCUCUUUAACACUAAGGAGAACAAGCAUCUUUUCCUUAGUUCAGUGAUAUCAUGAUUCCUUAUAAACUAUAACUGUUGUUAAGAGCCAGCAUGGUGUGGUGCAGGGAUGGCCAGACUUGCACAGCAGAAGAGCCACAUGCAGCAAAUGUCAGAUAUUUGAGAGGCACAAGCGGGCGCCUUCAGGCAGUGGCUGUGGGCGGUGAGCAGCAAGUGGAUGCAAGAGUCACAAACUCAGAGAACUGCAUGUGGCUCCCAAACCUCAGUUUGGCUACCCUUGCAAUAGUGUUUAGUAUAUUGGACUGGAACUUGAGAGAUUCAGGUUAGUCCCCACUUGGCCAUGAAAUUCAAUGGAUGACUUUCAGCCAAGCAUUGCUGCUAAGCCCUAACCUACUUCACAAGAUUGUUGUAAGGAUAGAAUGAGGGAAGGUGAACUACAUAAGCUGCCUUGUUCUUUGCAGAUAAAAAGGCAGGAGGCAGGCAGGCAGGCAGGCAGUCAGUUCAACGUUUGAACUUGAAAAUGUUUAAUUUGGGAUUUUUAAACUGUUGCUAUUAUGCUCAUUCUGCUUUGGUUCAAAAAGAUGAAUUCACUGUGUGUUGGUAUGCGGUCCAAAAUGCAUGUGCAGGUUUCAGGCUUACUGGAUCAUCUUGGUGGAUAUGUUAAAACUAGACCAAAUGAAAAAUACUGACUAUGGGGCCAGACAUACACUUACAUUUGAGGAACAAGGUACCUUCUGAGGCUGUGUUAACCUCACGAAUCAGUUUUCAAUAUUAGAAUUGAGUUGUUCUAUCCAUGAAUUCCUCCUGGUCACAAUAUUCCCACUCAGUUAUUCUUCAUUUCAGUGGCCUAAUUUGGGGUGGACUAAUAGAUCCUCUUGCAUCUGUUAUUCAGCUGUCAGAAACAGCCUGGCAUAGGGAAAAGCUCCUAGUUACACAUGCUAUCUCUGUGGUAGCAAUGUUGGAGAAACCUGCGAUGGACUCAAUUAAAUUUAAAGAAUCUGACCUGCAGAUGCCAGAGUGGACCAGCAUUUCUCAAGUUGUGUGGACUUGCAGGCUGGUUUUUUUUAAUUUGCUGUAAUAUUAUGCAAAUGUAGUCAUAGAAAAAUGCAGAGAAUUAAAAAAAACCCAAAUGCUCAUUUCCCCAUAGACCAGAGCAUUAAAAUAAGCAUUUUGGGAGUGGGAUUUGCAUGUGUUGGGGCAAUUUACACAUUCUUGGAGAAUGUGUCCAUACAUCUGUUGCCCCUGGCAAUUGACCAACAUAGACAGAUGUUUGUUGCAUGAAGGAAAAUUGCAGAAAUAAAACAUGAAGACUUGAAAGAGAAGUAUAAUAUAGCAUUGUUUUCUGACAACCAGAAAACUUUUCAGUAUGUUUUCAGAUGUUACUUUUCGGUAACAUCACAGACAGGUAUACCCUUUUUUGGCCCCUUGAUAUCUUAGUCACAAUGCCUCCAGUUUGCUUUCCUUCACUAUUCUUGAAUGAGCCACCCUAUAUUUUAUCUGUAAAUGGAAGGAAGAAAUAAGCAUCCCCAUCUCUUAGAAAUUGCUCUGAAUUUUUUGCUUUCCAUUUUGUGCUAAGAACUGGUGACUGAGCUACUUUGUAAAGGGAAAGCUACAGGAAGCAAUUUUUUAAACUUGGACUUCCUUUCUUAACAUUUUAAUCAAUCCAUAUUAGGAACACUAGGAGAGUGCCAUUAUAAUGUACAUAGUCUUGCCUACAUCUAUUGUGAAGGUUAAAUGUAAUGUUUUUUGGUACUGAGCUGGCAAGCAUAAAUACCUAUAAAUAAUAGCUCUUAAUGGGAAAUGGCUUUCAGAAAAAAUAUAUUGGUUAUUUUGUAUAAAAUAUAGAAGCAGUAGUCUUGAUGCCCUACAUGUAUACUAGAUGCCUACAGAGUAUAAGAAGUUCUUACAAAGUGUAUUCUUUGACAUGCUGUUUCUGUGGGGUGUUAGCAAACAAAUUAGUCAUUUGAUUCCAAAACCUCAGUUUUGUUCAUGAGGAUGAAUCACACAUAUAUUAAUAGGUAAAUCAUACUGAGCCAUAAGAAAACAAUUACUUCAAAAGGACUGAAGCAUACUUAAUCAGAAAAGAGCUAACUUUCCUUUGUUACCAGGGCAGCAUUGUAUUGUGUAAUGAUGCGACAGCAGUUAGAAAUGGUUUGUUCCAUUUAGAAUGGGAUGCUUGUCUGACAAUGCAUAUAGGAAAUAAUUUCUAAGAGUAGUAUCUAGUGAUGUCCCAGCACUAUUUAUUAUCGCUAUUACUACUACAUUGCAUUUAUAUCUACUUUUUCCUCUUAUUUUAUUCCUUAUGAGGAACCUGAGGUGACUUGCAUAGUUCCAUUUUAUUUUCACAACAACCUUUGAAGAAGGUUGGGCUGAGAGUCUGUGACUGGUCACCUAAUGAACUUAGAUCCCCUGGUCCUCAGUUCAUCACUUUAACCACCAACACCACACUGACUCUCUUUCCCAAUCCAAUUGGAUAUGUUAUAGAACAUCAGUUUAUUCACAUUGGAAACCUAAAAGGAACAUAGUCUCUUACUACAAUCCUGAACCUGAAAUGGCAUUGCCAGAAGGUUCCAUUAUUUAAAGGCAUAUUUGUGCUAAGUUCUAAAUGAAGUUAAUUUCACUUCGUGCUCCCUACUUACUUUUUACCCUACCUCUGAGCAAUUCAGAGCUGAAUACAUGGGAAUGAAACUGGUCCUUCAUUCAACCGCUAGCCUAUCCCUUCACCUCCUGAUCAUACUAAACGUGAUACCUCCAGGUCAUUUUCUCAUUGCCUUCUCAUUUGAUCUUUAAGAAACAACGACUGGUUUACAAAUUUCAUAUGGAAUCAAAUCAUAAAGCACAUAGCAUGAGUUAUAUUGUAAUGCUCUAUCAUAAUUAGGAGCAUGAUGCCAUGUCUUACAUUUCUUUGCCUUUGCAAUUCUGGGGAAGGUUUAACUUUCUAGGCUCUCUGCAAACUCUUCUUGUUCUAUUAGGUUUUUUAGUUUCUGUUUUGGUCAUAUCUUUGUACUUUCUGUUAUAGUGCUACUUGGUGGUUUAUUUUCUUUAUCAUUGCAUUUCUGAGAUCAUACUUUGAAAAUAAUUAUAUGUGAGACUGUUUAGGUUCAUUACUGCCUUUAAGUAAAAUGGAUACAAAAUUGGAUUUUUAUAUUGGUUGCUCACAUGUCAAAGUCAGAAAUGAUCAUUAAUUUAUCUGGAUUUUAGAUUGCUUCUGUAGCUUAGCUGAAAUAUUGACUGGUUUGUUUUUGGAAAAAAUGCUACCUAAGUGUGUUUUUCCCCCCUGUUCUUAUUGUAGUGCUGAUGCCAUAAUUGCUUAUUCGGCCAUUCUAAAGAUGGACUGCUGUUACUAAUGGGAAGAACUCCAAUAUGAGUGGAAAUGAUGUUGGAGGAAGAAGACGCUUUGAAGACAGUGAGCACACACUACACAUCUACCCUGGGAGCAUUGCUGAAGGGACCAUCUACUGCCCUGUUAUUGCACGGAAAACAUCAACUGCUGCUGAGGUGAUCGAUUCCCUGAUUAACAAGCUCCAGCUGGACAAAACAAAAUGCUACGUCUUGGCAGAGGUGAAGGAAUUUGGGGGGGAAGAAUGGAUCCUCAACCCCACGGACUGCCCCAUCCAGCGCAUGUUGUUGUGGCCCCGCAUGGCCCUAGAGAACCGUUUGAGUGGAGAGGAUUAUCGUUUUCUUCUAAGGGAAAAAAACGUAGAUGGCUCGAUACAUUAUGCCAGCCUCCAGUCCUGGCUGCGGGUGACAGAAGAGCGGCGCAGGAUGAUGGAACGUGGUUUCCUUCCUCAACCGCAGUACAAGGAUUAUGAUGACUUGUGUGCUUUGCCAGACUUGAAUGAAAGAACACUCUUGGAAAACCUUAGAAACCGCUUUAAACAGGAAAAAAUUUACACAUAUGUUGGAAGCAUACUAAUAGUUAUUAACCCAUUCAAAUUUCUCCCCAUUUACAAUCCAAAGUAUGUUAAAAUGUAUGAUAAUCAUCAACUUGGGAAGCUGGAGCCCCAUAUUUAUGCAGUGGCUGAUGUAGCAUAUCAUGCUAUGCUUCUACGUCGGAAAAAUCAGUGUAUUGUCAUUUCUGGAGAAAGUGGGUCUGGGAAAACACAGAGCACAAACUUCUUGAUUCAUCACCUCACUGCUCUUAGCCAGAAGGGAUUUGCUAGUGGAGUAGAACAAAUCAUUCUUGGAGCUGGACCAGUGCUUGAGGCAUUUGGGAAUGCAAAGACUGCACACAACAACAACUCGAGUCGUUUUGGCAAGUUUAUCCAAGUGAAUUAUCAAGAGACUGGCACUGUGCGUGGAGCUUACGUUGAAAAAUAUCUGUUGGAAAAGUCCAGGCUAGUCUAUCAGGAACAUAAUGAGAGGAACUACCAUGUAUUUUAUUAUCUUCUGGCAGGAGCAAGUGAAGAAGAGAAAUCUGCUUUUCAUCUUAAACAACCUGAUGAAUAUCAUUAUCUUAAUCAGAUGACAAAGAAACCCCCUAAACAGAGCUGGGAUGACUGUUACUAUGACUCUGAGCCGGACUGCUUCUCUGUUGAAGGGGAAGACUUGAAGCAUGACUUUGAGCGCUUGCAGCUAGCUAUGGAGAUGGUGGGCUUUCUUCCCAAGACUCGCAAACAGAUUUUUUCCCUCUUGUCCGCAAUUCUCCACUUGGGUAACAUCUGUUACAAAAAGAAAACCUACCGGGAUGAUUCGAUAGAUAUCUGUAACCCUGAGGUCUUGCCUGUUGUCUCAGAACUUCUGGAGGUCAAAGAGGAAAUGUUGUUUGAAGCACUGGUUACAAGGAAGACCGUUACUGUUGGGGAGAAACUUGUGUUACCAUACAAACUGGCAGAGGCUGUUACUGUACGAAAUUCCAUGGCUAAAUCGUUGUACAGUGCCCUCUUCGAUUGGAUAGUUUUUAGAAUUAACCAUGCACUUUUGAAUACCAAGGACUUGGAAGAAAGCACCAAGACCUUGUCCAUUGGAGUACUUGACAUAUUUGGGUUUGAAGAUUAUGAAAGUAAUAGCUUUGAACAAUUCUGCAUUAAUUUUGCAAAUGAACGUUUACAACACUAUUUUAACCAACACAUCUUUAAACUGGAGCAAGAAGAGUAUAGACUUGAAGGCAUCAGCUGGCAUAACAUAGACUAUAUAGACAACUCUGGCUGCAUAAAUCUUAUCAGUAAAAAGCCAACAGGGCUACUCCAUCUGCUGGAUGAGGAAAGCAAUUUUCCGCAAGCCACGAAUCAAACGUUGUUAGACAAGUUUAAACGUCAGCAUGAAGGGAACCUCUACAUUGAAUUUCCUACUGUGAUGGAACCAGCCUUCAUCAUAAAACACUACGCUGGGAAAGUUAAAUAUGGUGUGAAGGAUUUUCGAGAGAAAAAUACAGAUCACAUGCGACCAGACAUUGUGGCCCUCCUAAGAAGCAGCAAGAGUGCCUUUAUCUGUGGGAUGAUAGGGAUUGAUCCUGUAGCUGUGUUCCGAUGGGCCGUCCUUAGAGCUUUCUUCAGAGCUGUGGUUGCAUUUAGGGAGGCUGGAAAGAGGUACACUGAGAAGAAAACUGGGCAUGAUGAUGCGGUUUUGAAAAGUGUGGAUAGUUUUAGCUUUCUCCAUCACCCAGUUCAUCAGAGGAGCUUAGAGAUCCUGCAGAGAUGCAAGGAGGAGAAGUACAGUAUUGCCCGGAAACAUCCAAGAACACCCCUUUCAGAUCUGCAAGGAGUUAAUACUAUCAAUGAGAAAACCCAACGUGAUACAUAUGGAGUUGGCUGGAAUAGUAGGAUGGCGAUGCGACAGAACCGACUCUCCAGCCAUAGCAGUUUCCUUGACAAAGACGGGAUAUUUGUGAAUUCAACUAACAGCAAGCUCUUGGAGAGAGCCCAUGGCAUUCUCAUGCGAAACAAGAACGUCAAAGCCAAGCCUAACCUUCCAAAGCAUUUACUGGAGGUGAAGUCACUGAAGCAUCUGACAAAUCUGACUCUCCAUGACCGUAUCACAAAGUCUCUUCUCCAUCUUCACAAGAAGAAAAAGCCCCCAAGCAUCAGUGCACAGUUCCAGGCAUCACUUACCAAACUGAUGGAGACCCUUGGCCAGUCAGAACCCUAUUUUGUCAAGUGCAUUCGUUCCAAUGCUGAAAAGCUUCCCCUGAGGUUCAGUGACAACCUGGUGCUUAGGCAGCUACGGUACACUGGGAUGCUAGAGACGGUGCGCAUUCGGCAGUCAGGAUACAGCUGCAAAUAUUUAUUCCAGGACUUCAUAGACCAUUUUCAUGUUCUUCUCCCACGAGCUACUAUCCCUUCUAAGCAAAAUAUCCAAGAUUUCUUCAGGAAAACAAAGAUGUGCACAGAGAGUUAUCAAGUGGGGCGAACAAUGGUUUUUAUGAAGGAGCAAGGGCGGCAGCUUUUACAAGGUCUGCUGCAUGAGGAGGUGCUGCGAAGGAUCACUCUGUUGCAGAGCUGGUUCCGCACUAUGCUCUACAGAAGGCAGUUUCUGAACUUGAGGCAGGCAGCUAUUGUCAUACAGCGAUACUGGCGUAGCUUUCAGAGAAGAAAGCAAGGUGAAGCGGAAGAAUCCUUGUACAAUUCAGUCUUUUUAGGAAAGGCAGCAGUCGUCCUUCAGGCCUUCUGGCGAGGCUUUGUUGCGAGGCGAAGAUUCCAGCAGAUGCGAAUGGCAGGUUUCAUUAUCCAAAGCUAUUGGCGAGAAUGCCUAAGGAGGAGGCAUGCUGCGGCCACAUUCAUCCAGGCAAAAUGGCGAAGCUACCGUGCCAGGACUGUGUACAGAACUAAGAGGAACAAAGUGAUUGUGUUGCAAGCAGCAUAUAGAGGCUACAAAGCACGACAGAGGUUUAGAACUUUAAAAGAGCAGAGGUUGAAAGAAUUGUCUCUACGGAAUGGACUAAUGGCGAAAGAAGAGGACGGACUGGUGCAAGGGGAUAGCUUGGAUAUUAAGGGUUCAGAUCCUUCUGAAUGGGAAGAUCGUUCAUUUGAAGAGAGAGUGAAAGCUGUUGAGGAGCAUAAGUCAGUGAUGGAUAGGGCAGGUCAGAUCGACAGUUCUGAAACUUCAUUAUACAAGCACCAUGAGAGAGCCAACAGCCAGAGUAGAGUGAACACAGAAGAGCAAGUUGUUGUGAGAGAGAGACCCAAAUCUCUGGAGGACCUCAACCAAAAAAAAGGAGUGCGCGCAAAACGAGAGAGUCGGCGGAUGCGUGAAUUGGAACAAGCCAUAUUUAGUUUAGAGUUGCUUAAAGUCCGGUCCACUGGUGGGGCAUCUCCAUCAGAGGAACAUCAGUGGUCCUCGGAGUUGCCUUCUGAAGGGAUGCACUCUCCCCAUGGAACUCCAGAAAGUGAAAGUUCUCAGGGAAGUCUAGAGAUGCUGAGCCAUGAAGAGACUCAGAAGGGCAAGUGGGACCCGAUGGUGCUACAGGAGCACAAUAUGCAACCUGUUCCCAGAGAUUCGUUGCCCAAUAGCCCUAAAUUGGAGGAUGAUCAAGGCAUUUCCAUCUUUGCUACUGAUGUAAAUAGAAAUGUGUCUGAUAGGAAAAGGUCAAUCUCAAGUUCUGAAUUACCAGAGUGCCUUGCUGCAAAAGAGCAGUUGGCCUGUGAUUCCCAUGGUAUUCACCAUAACAUGCAUACAAGAGAGCCAUUAAUUUCAAGCAGUCUGCCUACAUUUUACCUGCCACCCCAGGACCAUGUGAGAGCUGGCCAUUCAGUGAUAGAAAAUAACCUAAAGAAUAAACAAAUGGAAAUGGGCACAUUUUUGAUCCCAGAAGCCAAGAAAAAUGUCGAACGCAAAAGGCCAGGGCAAAGCAUGACCUUUCAAGGGGAUAAUCAGUCUUCCUUCACCGGAGAAGAGGUCCCAGUUGUUACUGAUUCAGAAAUGUCAUCUUCCGAUUCAAUUAUCAAGAAACUUGAAAAGUUAAAUGUAGAGAAGGAAGAGCGUCGUAAACAAAAGCAACUGCAGAAUGAGAAGGAAAUGAUGGAGCAGAUACGACAGCAGAAGGAAAUUUUAGGGAAGCAGCGUAAAGCUUUUGAAGAGCUCGAGAGGCAAGAGAAUGAACAGAACAGGAUUAAAGAGUCAUUCCAGGGAACCCCUCUCAGGUCACCAAAGAGAACAUACAGGCCUCAGUCUCUCCUCAUUGUGGAUCCCCAGAACAAAGGGCAGCAGGACCCCACAACAAGUACAGAGCCAACCUCCUUGUGGGAUGCUAAACUGCUCACUGAUGCAAAAAAAGGAAGCCCACCUCCUUGCCAGGUGACCCAAAAAGAAAGGGCUGUCAUCCAGAAGUUUGCUGGAACAGAUCGAUUAAACUCACAAACAGUUUCUGAAUCUGAGGAAGGUUUGAGCAAUCCACCUGCACGAGAAAAACGAUUCAGAUUGCCUCGAAUUCCUAGUCAAGGCUCUGAUAGCUCUUCUACUGAAACCAGAAUUGGUUCCAUUUUCUUUACCCCAAAGGACAAUCAAAUGGGCAUUAAUUUCAGCAAAGAAUCUUCAGCACAGCAGUUUCCUCCAAAAGAAGAAUAUAAAAAGCCAUUGAAGAUUCCUGGACCAGGCAGAGGAGAGGUUGCCAGACCAGCCCAUAAAAAGAAAGCCCGCAUGGCACGGACACGCUCCAAUUUCUUGACUAGAGGUGCUUUUGCUGAUUGGGAGGGGGAUACGGAGGAAGAAGAUUGCGAUGACAGUUUUGAAUUCCUUCCAUCCCUUGACCAACCUCCUCACCCUGAGCCCGGCUGUGCAGCCAGACUUGGGCAGCCCUGUCACAGUGACUCUGAAAUGAUGUUGCAGCGGUUCAUGUCAAGUGAAGGCCAAGCAAAACUUCACAAAACAAUGUCUCAAGGAGAGAUUGGAAACUUGGGAACAGCACAGAAAGUUGUAGCUACAGAUAGAAGACCUCAAAAAGCCAAGAUGAGGUUUUGGGGGAAAGGGAGGCAGGCAGAGAAGAAAGCAAGCAGAGAGAAACUUGCUACCCAAUCAGAGCUGUUGGAGUUGUAUCCAGAUCAAGAUGCCUCAGGAAGGGAGAUCAUUACAGGUCGACAUCUUGAAGAAGAACUGACUCCCCCAAGGAGUCCUGAAUUGUCUGGCAGCUAUCAAAGAGAAUGUAAAGAAAACAAAGAGCCAUCUCCCAAGGUGAAGCGAAAGCGCAGCCUGAAAAUCAGCAAUGUGACUAUGGAGCCUGCACAGUGGCAAAAUGAUGCUCUUCAGAUCAUAACCAGCGCCAGUGACUUAAAAAGCAUGGAUGAGUUCCUCUUGAAGAAAAUGAAUGAUCUGGAUAGUGAAGACUGUAAGAAGGAUACUCUGGUGGAUGUUGUAUUUAAAAAGGCUUUGAAAGAAUUCCGGCAAAAUAUUUUCAGUUUCUACUCUUCUGCUUUGGCAAUGGGUGAUGGAAAGAGCAUCCGAUACAAAGACCUGUAUGCCCUUUUUGAACAGAUUCUGGAAAAAACUAUGAAGUGUGAACAAAGGAACUGGAGAGAAUCACCUGUCCGGGUCUGGGUCAAUACCUUCAAGGUGUUUUUGGAUGAAUAUAUGACAGAAUAUAUGCCUUUGGAUUAUACUGCUGCGAAGGUGACCAAAACAGAAAGAAAGAAGAGAAGAAAGAAGGAACCAGAUGUUGUAGAAGAAUAUAAUGGUCACAUUUUUAAGGCCACUCAGUACAGCAUCCCCACCUACUGUGAAUUCUGUUCCUCUCUGAUAUGGAUCAUGGACAGGGCCUCUGUGUGUAAACUGUGCAAAUAUGCUUGCCACAGAAAAUGCUGUCUGAAGACCACAACAAAGUGCUCCAAAAAGUAUGAUCCUGAGCUUUCUUCUCGACAAUUUGGAGUUGAACUCUCCCGUCUGACCAGUGAAGAACAAACAGUGCCAUUAGUGUUUGAGAAGCUCACCAGCUAUAUAGAAAUGCAUGCACUGUACACAGAAGGCAUUUACCGGAAAUCUGGAUCAACCAAUAAAAUCAAAGAGUUGCGGCAGGGGCUUGACACAGAAAUUGAGAAUGUGAAUCUUGAUGACUACAACAUCCAUGUCAUUGCCAGCGUUUUCAAACAAUGGUUGAGAGAUUUGCCUAAUCCUCUCAUGACAUUUGAACUCUAUGAAGAAUUCCUGCGUGCUAUGGGCUUGCAGGAGAGGAAGGAGGCCAUCCGUGGGGUGUACUCAGUCAUUGACCAGCUUUCUCGCACUCAUCUCAAUACCUUGGAACGCUUGAUCUUUCAUCUUGUCAGGAUUGCCCUGCAAGAGGAGACAAACCGAAUGUCAGCUAAUGCCCUGGCAAUUGUAUUUGCUCCCUGUAUUCUCCGUUGUCCAAACACCACUGACCCUCUGCAGAGUGCUCAGGAUGUCAGUAAAACCAUCAGCUGUGUAGAACUGAUUGUUGUAGAACAGAUGAAUAAAUAUCGGGCUCGCCUCAAGGACAUCAGCAGCCUCGAGUUUGCAGAAAGUAAAGCCAAGAGCCGUCUGUCACUCAUUCGCAGGUCCAUGGGUAAAGGGCGCCUGCGCCGAGGGACAUAUCCAAGCCCCACGUCCCCAGCGGCGGUCCGGUUGCCAUCUGUGUCGGACGUCUCUGAAGAGGCCCUGAGCAGCGAGGAGGCCAUGGAGACGGAUGUCACUGAACAGCAGCAGGUGGCCAUGCAGCAGGAAGAGAAGGUGCUGACGGAGCAGAUUGAGAGUCUGCAGAAAGAGAAGGAAGAGUUAACGUUUGAGAUGCUGGCGCUGGAGCCACGAGCCUCUGAUGAUGAAACUCUAGAGUCUGAGGCUUCUAUUGGAACUGCAGAUAGCUCAGAAAACCUGAACUUUGAUUCUGAAGGCGCCAUCUCAGACAGAUCAGACAGAACUUCAGCACUAGGCUCAGUGAGACCCAUCAAGGCAGAGCCCGUCACCACCACCAGGCCUCGAAGACACCUGAGAAAGCAGCAGGAUUCCACGGACUCGGUGGACUCCUCUGUUUCCUCUCCAUCCCUGUCACCCUCCUCCUCCUCCUCCUGCUUACCUCACGUAACUAGAAAACGGUUCCAGAUAUACUCCAAAUCGCCUUUCUAUCGAGCAGCUCCCUCUGGCGGUGCCACCGCACUGGAGCGAUCCCCAGGGCAUGCGAAAGGCCUGGAUGACCGGCCACAGUUCACCACCAGAGGGACAUUCAAUCCCGAGAAAGGCAAGCAGAAACUGAAGAAUGUGAAAAACUCUCCCCCCAAAGCCAAAGAGCUCCCCGAGGGGGCUGCUGGGACAGGCCGGAAGAGACACCCUGAUGCUGCUGAUUACACCAGUUCCCAGCAGCUGGUGCUGCAUGGAAAUAAGGAGUUCAUGGUGUGAGCCCGUCCAUCGCAGCAAAACAGAAGCAUCUCUUCCUUAGCAUCUUCCCGCCAUUUCAGCACCAUCUGCCACCGCUUCCAUUGCAGGCCUGCUGUCGCCACCCAAGUCAGCUUCACUCUCUAAUUCAUAGCUUGGAAUCCCAACGUUGUGCUGCCAGUACGGAAGAGUGAAGGCGAACUCUAACUAAAGCCAGUGGAAGAAGGUCCGGCUGUGGCCUUAGCUGCCUUGACUUUCGGAACUCAGUAAUUUCUUGGUGUCUCAGGCUGGGACUUGUAGCAAAACCAGUAAAGUAGGCAGAAGAAUGGCUAGAGAGCCACAUCUGUGUUUCUCAUCCAUCCUUUGUCCCAUCCUUAAGGGACAGGGAAUGUGCCAGCCAAGAACACCAGGAGGGCACCUGGAGUUCAAGGAGCUUUUCUUCAUCCCAAUGGUCAAAACUGCUGACUUUGGGAUUGGGUUUUUGCACUGGGAUCAACAAGCCUGGACCAUCUUAGUAGGGGCCACAGCGAAGAAGAAACUGAACCCUUUGUUCAGAGUCAUUUAUAAUGCACUCCAUGGUGUUGUCAGUUGGUAUAAAAUGUCAUUUCUACUCGAGCACUUCUCAGACAACCACCAGGUGCAUGCCUGUUGUGGAAAAGAGUUUUAUGUCUGUCUUUUUGUUUAGGUUUCUUUGUUGACAAUGUCAGAAUAACCAAUUCCAGAUUGAUUCCAGGUAGGUUAAAGCCAAAUGUUUGUGCUGGGUUUCCAGUAACCAUAGCUAUGACAAAUAUCCUGAGUUUAAGGCACAGGAUUGGAUUCCAGAAGUUAAAAGAAAUGUCAGGAGGAAGAAUCCUUUGUCUUUCAGACACUCCUUUGUCCCAGAUGUUCCGUGCUGCUAUCUGAGCAAAAAGCUCCACAGACAGACUUUGACAGACAGGAAAAACUCAAGCAAAAUGCAAAUGUAUGGAGAAGCCGUAAGAAAGGCUGCUGGUGCAGUCAGUCUGUUUAAAAAGUGAUUUAACCUCACUCUCUUCAUGAAACCAUCAGUAUUAAAGAAAGGCGCAACAAACCCCAGAGACUACUUGAAGCUCUUUGUUAGUAUUAUGGUUACUGAAGUUCAAUGUAAAUAAAACUUGUUAUGUUUUUUAACUUUUUUUUCCACAAUGUGGGACCUUUUAAUGUGGGACAGUUAAGCCAGGAAGGGAAAGGUGAAGGGAGAGGGACGAGGUGGGUUGCAAGAAUUAGAUCUGAGGUCGUUGCAAUAUGGAUCAGUAGUCACAUUUUUGCCAGUGCACCGCCAGGUACUCCCACAAGUAUCUCAAAUGUGAAGCAUCCAGCAGUUCACCCUUGUUGCUUAAAUGGCUGUGAAUGGUGCGAGAAGAGCCCCUCCUUCUCUAAUGGUCUUUUUUGGAAGCUCCAUUUUUCAGAGCGUCCAGUAAUACCAUUCUCCUGUGGUGACGGUGUGACGGAAGAUACUGAGGGGAAUGAGGUUUGUUCAGCGGGCCACCAAGUGGUGUGUCACCUACAUAAAUGUAGCUACAAUUUGGAACAAAAAAGACAGGGCUAGUGUACAUUCACUGCAUACGCAGAACACGGUCUACAUAAAACUGGUGUCCUUUGCAAGCCAUUGACCUUUAGCGUCCCAACAUAGGUCUCAUCUCCAGUCUUAAGGGGUUUGACUGAGAGGCAGUGGUGAGUUCACUGUUUAAACCUGCCUCACAAUAAGUGUGUGAGCAGCCCAUUCAAGUUCAGCCACAAAGGUCCCGAGAGGCUUGUGAAUGGAUGGAAGCUUCAGCUCGGCCCCCAGCGUGCAACACUCUGGCACUAUACAGACCUUGAGGUGUUCCGUGUGUAUGGAACAGCUGGGCCGGCUUUCGCAGGUCAAAAACUAGUUGUUAAAACCAAAGGUGAUGUGAUCACAACAGAACAGAAGCUACUAUUGAACAGUUUACUGGGUGGCAAAGGUAGGAAAGCAAAAAGCACAAAGCAAAGCAACAGUAUCUUUUAAAAAAAACUCAGCAUUUUCAGUUCUGAAGAUAUAUAAAUAGAGAUGUUACUCUGAAGAGGAUUAAUUAGAGAAUUCAAACUGUUCCUUCAGAGAUUGUAGAUGGUACUUGCUCUGUUAGCCAAAACUUUCUCUAGCUGCUAAGAGGAGCCCCCGGCUGUGCUUUUCCUGCUUCAAACCACAGAUUGUCCCUCAGGCAAAAGCUUUGAUUUGGGCCUUUCUGAUGGCAGCUUCUACCUUUGGCUUCGCAAAAUUUGCUCAAGGCAUCAUCUCAGCUGUGACCUUGAGGCCUUUCCCUGCACCCGGGUGGAUCCUGAGGGAGCCCAGCAGGCAGAAUUUUCAGUAUGCGUGGGCCCAGUUGUUGUUGUUUCUUUGUCAUGGUUUGUAUUUUUGUGUUUGAGGCAUUCAACAACUUGCCCAUUUCAGCCCCAAAAUUGAAUGGCUUGUAGCAUGAGUUCCAAGUCAAAUAUUAAGAACUGUGGCUGAGGAUCAUCCCUAUCUUUCCCUCUCCCCCUUGAGGCACAAGGGUGCUAGGACACCCACCUUUCUGCCAUCCAGAAACUUGUCCGCUGAGGUGACAGCUCAGUGUCCUUGGGCCUUUGUCCUCACAGUGGCCUUUCUCGUGGCUUUAGAUCCAGGUUGUGUUGCGACACUGAGGAGCUCUGGUGAGGUAGGUAAGGGAGCCCUCAGUAUAGUUUGGUAAGCAACGUUUAUCAACAAAGGGACACCUCUCUCUCUCUCUCUCUCUCUCUCUCUCUCUCUCUCUCUCUCUCUCUCUCUCUCUCUCUCUCUCUCUCUCUGCAGUACCAAUUUGCUGCAGAUAAGCUAAACUCCCCUUCACCAGCCCUACCCCAAUAUUAUCCCAUAACUGCAUGAGGUAGUCAACACAUUUCUGAUGCACACAUUACGUGCUUGCUUCUGUCUGUACAAUGCUCAGCAAGUACGCAAAGAUCCUUGGAAACUUUUCAGACUCAUUUUUAAUAUUCUCUCUCUCUCUCUCUCUCUCUCUCUUUCUCUCUCUCUCUCUCUCUCUCUCACACACACACACACACACACACACACACACAGCUGAUUUCUGUGCUGGAAGGCACCGGAUUUUGCAAAUACUCCAGGGGACUAGUUCCUUUUUCUUCCAAUGCAAAGCCUUUUUCUUAGCACUGGCCAUGGGGGCAGGGAAGGCGGGAGGGCAUCUGUGUGCCUGAGACUUUCAGUUGUUGCGCUAGGUUGGAAUGUGGGCAACAGGAAAAAGUCCUUUUGCUUCCAUUCCCUGUCCUGGCUCUGUGCGAUGCCUGUCUUCCAGGAUCGCCGCCUCUCCUCCAUCCCUGCCCCAGGGCAGUCUGUAAACAUGGAAUCUUAACCCUUAGUCCACUCAUGGUAUCAAGUGAAUGUACUCACCACUAGGAAGGACAUCGGCUGCAUAUAAUUAUUUUUAAUGGAAAUUUUUAAAGUAAUUUAUAAGUAUACUGAGUGUAAAUUUAAAAACAGACUAUGUAUUGUAAAAGGAUAUAUUGUCCAGUGUCAUACUCUAUAAAUUCUACCUGUUUAAAGAAGAAAUCUAUAAAGGAAAAUGCUUUAUUUUGCUCAUGGAACCAGCUGGCUUGCUGUGAUGCCGUUGGGCCAGCACAUUGUAAUUUCAUGUCUGGAAGUUACUCUAAUUUUUUUUUUAAUUAAUGUUAUUUUGUUUCUUUCUUCUGGAACAAGGCCGUCAUAUUUAAAGUGCAAUUUGUGUAAUAUUUCGUAAAUAAUGAUACUAUAUGGCUGUACAAAAACAACUUUAUGAACAAAUAACCCCUAGCUUAUUAAAGAACAAAGCAAUGGAAAACAAA
Molecule: messenger RNA, 15743 nt
Organism: Varanus komodoensis (Komodo dragon)
Lineage: Eukaryota; Metazoa; Chordata; Lepidosauria; Squamata; Varanidae
Gene: MYO9A
Product: myosin IXA
Exons: 42
Coding region: 4026-11936 (2636 amino acids)
Biological process (GO): positive regulation of GTPase activity; intracellular signal transduction
Cellular component (GO): myosin complex
Molecular function (GO): microfilament motor activity; protein binding; GTPase activator activity
Source: RefSeq, a predicted model, not a curated record